Cylicostephanus goldi is the source of this 546-nucleotide messenger RNA. The record is from the annotation of a GenBank genome assembly. NCBI's taxonomy places the organism in Eukaryota, Metazoa, Nematoda, Chromadorea, Rhabditida, Strongylidae.
CUGCAAGAAGGCCAUGAAGAGAGUGUCGAACAGAAGGAAGAAGGUCCAGAGAAUAAAGAAUUGCCUGUUAGGUCACCAGAUGAUCUCAAUGGAAGCGAACCUUCCAAAGAUCCCGCUCUCACCGAACAUGAGCGAGAGCAUCAUGAAGAACCAGCUGUGAUCGGCGACAUUAAUGAAGAGCAUGGAAAGAAGGAUGAAUUGGAAGAUGAUGCCAAACACAAGAAGAAUGAUAAAGAAGCCGAUCAUCAUCACAGCUCUAAAGAACGACGAAGAAGUUCUGAACGCAAGAGCGCCGGCGAUCAAGAGAACGCAGAAGAAGUGGUGAGCGUGAUGAUGACAGAAGGCAUCGUAGAAGCUCAAGGGAACGUAGAAGAAGCGAAGAACGGGAAAGUGACCGAAGCCGACGCAGGCGAUCAAAGGAGCGGAAGAGUGAAGAGCGCGAUGAGCGUCGCCAGAAGGAAAGCAAAACCAAAAGUCAUGCGGAAGAUAGCGCUUAGGGCUGCACUGCAAAGGAACUGUUUUGAAGCUGAUAUCAGCUUUUGUUAA